This is a messenger RNA of Rotaria socialis, 1128 nucleotides long. The record is from the annotation of a GenBank genome assembly. Lineage: Eukaryota; Metazoa; Rotifera; Eurotatoria; Philodinida; Philodinidae.
AUGGCUAAUUCACUAGUAGCCAAUCGAACAUAUCAGUUCAUGGUGAAUAUGACUCACCGUGCAAAUCCCUAUUUGCAAGCUAGCGGUUAUCUUCUUGUGAAAGUAGAAAAUGCUCGUUCUCAAAAAGUCGCAGUUGGGUGUGUCAUCGCAACAAUGUGUUCACGCAAGGGUGAAUUCCAAUACAUUAAUCCAAAUACAGAGCUAGCUCUUUUCUCAUCUCUGGUGAACCAAACAGGAUUGCAAAACAAUAUUACAUGGAAUGUCUAUCUUGGAAUGAUGAAUUCAUCAUCGGACACACAAAACUGGAGUUUGUUCACAGAGAUGGAUGACUAUCGUGACAUUUGGUUCUUUGGUGCAAAUAGAAGUCAUUUUACAGCUACUAACGAAUUGUUCCUAACAUAUCGUAACAUAAAAUUUUGGCGUUUCGAAGUUGUGUAUAUGUCUAUGACGGAGAAAAGUUCGAGUGCGCUUCAUUUUGAAAUCAAUCAGCCACCUAAAUCUGGCAUCUGUUCAAUUACUCCUUCGAACGGUACAAUAACAACUAAAUUCACCGUAAUAUGCAAAAACUGGACAGAUCAAGAUGGUAUCAAAGACUACUCAUUCUACGCCUGGACAACACAUGUUGAACAACGUGUCAUACUUGGUUCCACAAUAAGUUCAGUAUUUGAACUUCUAUUGCCCGUCGGUUCUGGUAAUGCAUCAUUAGUGAAUGUGAUUGUUCAAAUUCGAGAUCAGCUCAAUUCCGUGACUGAAGCUAACAUAUCAGCUGUGUCCGUGGUGCUGACUAGAACUAAUAUUGAUUCAUUCAUUAAAGCCAUCAAAAUAUCUUCCACUGUGCCUAGUAAGCAUCCAUUGGUAGAAAUUCUCUCGAAAAACAAUUCGGUCUUAACUGGACAAGUAAUCACUACAGUCUCACAAGUGCUGAACGAAAUGAAUACUGAAAUUAUCAGAUUAGGCAUUCAGAACAUUGCAAGCAUUUUUGUUUCCCCAUUAGGAAGUCGAGAGAUACCUAUGGUGAGCUUUCUCUAUCGUUUGUACGUUCAUGAAGAAUCUGUUCAUUUGAAAAUAUUCAUCGCAUUCAUGGAAUACAUCUACCUUCAAUCAGUACAUACAACAAUUGAACGAUGA